CUCCAUCAGGACGCAGCGGCUCCGCCUCGGAUGCUGCUGCUGCUGCUCAUCUGAUUACCAGGAUACAAGAGCUGCGUAUCCUUAAAGCGAGACCCGUCUUUAAUUAACGAGACAACCGGAGAGAGAGGAGAGAGGAGGAGGAGGAGAGAGACGGAGGGGGAACAGCAUCCGGCAGCCGCCUCCAUCUUCUCCUCUGCCUUGAGGUUAUGGAACUAUAGCUGUCAUCUGAUCCUGCAGCACCCCCCCUCCCCUCCUCCAUCCCCCCAUCCCCGGACCACACGCGCACUGUCCGUGCGUCACGCUCGUUCCUCCUGCGUCUUUUCCUCCGCUGGCCGCGUCGCGACGCCGGGUCGACUCGCUGGCACCCAGAUUUGGUGACUCGGCUCUUCCUUCACGUCUCCACGGCCUCUGUUCAAAGACGUGAGAGCAUCCGCGUCCUUCUUUUUCCGCCCGUCCGGCCUUUUUCCGCAUUUCUGCGCUGUGCCGCGGACGCGGUGCCGCGGACGCGUUGCCGCCGCCGCCGCUGCAGCGUUAGCAGCGUACAGGUCAGUCGAUGAGACGCGGCGCGAGAUAACGCGACGUGCCCGCGGCACCGCAUCUGCGUUAUUUCACCUCCUCCUCCCCUUGCACGGACUCGGAACUCUGCGUAACGCGCGCGUCAUCUCCGCCCUCGCUUUGAGCGCGGAUGCGGUGUGUGCCAGGCCGCUCGCUGUCUCCUCGUCCCGGCGGCAGGGCGGUCACUGAGUGAUCCUCUGGGCUGGUGUGGAGAGGAAGGUGAGUGUGGAGGAGGGGGUCUGCGUCCCGCAGAGAGGGAGCGCGGCAGGAUGGUGCGGAUCGCCAGCGCGUUGGGGCUCGUCAUGUUCAGCGUGGCGCUGCUCAUCCUGUCGCUCAUCAGCUACGUGUCCAUCAAGAAGGACUUCCUGCUCAGCACCCCCAGAUACGGACCCAACGGAGGACCCAGGAUGUACAUGUUCCAUGCGGGGUUUCGCGAGAGGCCGCCUCGCAAACCAGACCUGAGCUCCCAGCUGGCGAUGAAGUAUCUGGAUCCAGCUUUCACUCCUCUGACCAACGCUCUCAGUGAGGACCUGCAGAAUUCCUCUAAAUGGAGGUACAACAGCAGUGCUUUUACAGAGCAGAGGAAUGAGAUCUCUCAGUACAUCAACAUCCCCCACAACUUCACGCUGACACGAGACUCGGUCCGGGUCGGACAGCUGAUGCAUUACGACUACUCCAGCCACAAGUAUGUCUUCUCCAUCGGCGAGAACUUCCGCUCGCUCCUCCCGGAGGUCUCGCCGAUCAUCAACAAACAUUACAACGUCUGUGCCGUGGUCGGCAACAGCGGCAUCCUAACGGGCUCGCGCUGCGGACCCCAGAUUGAGAAGUUCGACUUCGUCUUCCGCUGCAACUUUGCCCCGACCGAGCUCUUUAAGAAGGACGUCGGGCGGAGGACCAACAUGACCACCUUCAACCCCAGCAUCCUGGAGAAAUACUACAACAACUUACUGACUGUGCAGGACAGGAACAACUUCUUCCUGAGCCUGAAGAAGCUGGACAGCGCCAUCCUUUGGAUCCCGGCGUUUUUCUUCCACACGUCGGCCACGGUGACGAGGACGCUGGUCGACUUCUUCGUGGAGCAUCGAGGUCAGCUGAAGGUCCAGCUGGCCUGGCCUGGGAACAUCAUGCAGUACAUCAACAGCUACUGGAAAACCAAGCAGCUGUCGCCGAAGCGCCUGAGCACCGGCAUACUGAUGUACACGCUGGCAUCGUCCAUGUGCGACCAGAUUCACCUGUACGGCUUUUGGCCCUUCGGCUGGGACCCCAACACGGGUAAGGAGCUGCCGUACCACUACUACGACAAGAAGGGCACCAAGUUCACCACCAAGUGGCAGGAGUCCCACCAGCUGCCCGCCGAGUUCAAGCUCCUCUACAAGAUGCACAUGGAGGGGCUGCUGAAGCUCUCACUCUCCCACUGUGCCUAGGGCGGAAACCGACGCAAGGCACAGCGGUUCUUCGAACUCCACGUCGACACUUCCACAGGCCGGAGUUGACAAAGUGACGAGAAAGACAAAGGUGGGAUUCGUGGGAUUUCGUCAAAAUGCCAAAUCUUGGCAAAAAGGUUGAGUUAGUGAAACAAGUUCUUAAACUGUUUUCAACCCGAUGUCCUGCACCCAAGAUGAACCGUUUGUAUAAACCGCAACAACUCGAGAAACGAGGCAUAUUUUUUUUCUACUGCUCGAGAAGCUGAAGUCGAACUGGACUGCAGUUGUUUUGUUGUUGUUUUAUUGGGAAAAACUGGCUACAAGCUGCACAUCUCGGCAGCAUUGUUGUUCUGCAGAAUAUCGCUGGCUCAUGUUACUUAAUGGUGUUUUUAUCACUCAUCUCUCUUGGCUCUUCAGCUACAAAUCAGCACAUCGACCGUUUAAAACACCAGGGCUGUAUUCAGACUGACGUUAGCGCCGCAUUAAGCAAAGGAAGAGAUCCCUGCGUUCACUCUCAUGACACCACUGUACUGAUGCAGUUUCAGGUGUUUGCCAACAGUUGAUUGAAACAUCAUCAGGCACCAUGUUGGACAUGCAAGUGCACAUUCCCGCAGUCAUAGAGAAAAUUGAUGAUUCUGUGAUGGUUUUCCAGAUGAUGUAACAUCUUUGUCUGGUAUUAUUAUAAACCCUUGAGCAGUGUUUUGAUGUAUGAAAAGCCUUCAGGUCUUUUAUUAAACUGGAUCAUGUUUCAUUGUUUCACCAACAUCCAAUGAGGCGACAUCCCCAUCACCUCUGCAUUUGCUUUUUAAGGCCACGUCCUUUCAGUCAGAAGAAAUUUUGUGUGGUUGUAAGCAAAGGACAGUUUCCCAAAUCUUUCCUGAAUGUGGACCAGACUUCCGAAAUGACAACAAAACAACGUAAUCAUAGGCAGAGGUUCUUGCCUUGGCUCAUUCAAGGGACAUGUCAGAGUACACCUCAAUUCUCAAGGUUACAGGGAAGGAGGUUCCAGUAAUGGAUAGUGUAGUGUUCCUGUCCCUGUGUUCUCCUCCUAAGGGUCAGUGACACGGUAGGCCAUUAUCACAAAGGAGGGCACAAAUAUCUGUUUCUGUCAAAUACGUUUUCUUUCUUGGGACGACAGAUGAGCUGCAUUGGUUGUCUUCCGUGCCACAAGGGAUAAAAAUAGCAACUGUUGUGAUCUGGGCCGGGCCUUCGCUGAGCCGAUCACCCAUGUCCAAAAGAAACAGGGAAGGACCCAAAUGCAGACUUGUUAUGGAACCUGGUAGUGUCAUAACACACAACUGUAAAGACUUAAUAAUCAGACAGGCUGUGUGUACUCAAGACAUCUGUAACAGCUGGAGAUGGACAUUGAAAUUCAACACCAUAGGCAUCAAUGGUCACUGUCUGCUUGUCACGACAAAGGUACCACGACAGCUCCAUCGUUUAGUUUUUUUUUUAGGUGACAGCCCUAUUUUGUAAGGAUUGCUAAUGUUAGCUGGGUGGUCAUGUCGCAAACACUAUGCACUGUAUUCAUCUGGAAGAUUCCCUUUCUGCCAGUUUGCUGCCAUUCUGUCCUCAAUCACAUGAUGAUUAUUUUACCCCUUCAUUUUUUAGCUUUUUAAAAAAAAAGUCAGGGUUAGAAAAUAGGUGUUGUACGAAUGAUAGAAUAGCCUUAUGAACAGAUAUGCUGGGAGGACGGUGAAGGUGAUCAAUUAGCUCUGAUAAUAACUUGUAGAAAUCCAAAAAUUGGUCUCAACUUGACACUCAUGCAGAACAACGGUAAAAACUAGAAUGACACACGAUAGACCCUUUAUAUUCAAUCUUAUCACAACAAAUUGCACAAACUCACAUAUCAGUCCCCUAAAUAUUUUAUUUUCAUCAAGAUCCAUGAAUUAUUCCCUGGGAAAGCAGACAGGAAAUUAGAGAAAACGUCCCAUCGUUCCAUGGUUACAAAAAGUGAUAAAAUUAUUCCCGGAUCUGCCCCAAAUUGAAUGGAUACUUUCUUGGCCCAAUGUUCCAUCCUCCCACCAAGUUUCAUGCAAAUCCAUGGAGUAGUUGUCAUGUAAUUCCUGCUGACGAACCAACAAACCAACCAACAAACCUACAGACAGGGGUUAAAAUAUAACCUUAGCGGAGGUAAUUAUGAUCCUCAGUGUUCUGGAUAUUUGGAUCAAUAUUAUUGCUUGAAUAUUGGGAAAAAAUAGUUUAGCUCUGUUUCAUUUUAGCAUAGAUUAUGCAUGUAAAUUCUGUUUCAUUUUGUAAAUGUGAUUAUGAAAAGAUAAUCAACUACAAGGGCAGAUUGUUGCAGCUGGAUUAUGACUUUACAAGGUGAAAGGAGGUAAACUUUGGUCCGAAAUGCUCAAACGUUGGAUUUGUUCCACCUCCAUCCGUUUCCUGAUCCAUGAAUUAUUCCAUCAGCUGUCAGCCUACCGCCAAACCCUUACUUUCCACAAUGCUUCAUAAAAGACAUACCACUUCCUGCACCGACACUAAACGCUGGCUUUGGGCGAAAACUAUUAUUUAACAGUUUUGUUCAAUAUGAGCAUAAUUCAAAUCUUCCACAUUGUAAAUUUUAUGUGAAAACAACAUUUUGAAUAUCCUAUAGCAGUGCUGCGAUUUAAAUUUCUGUCAAACAACGACACUUAUUGGAUUAAACUAAAUUUGCAUUAAACUAUUUUGGGUCAUGGGUUUUUUUGUCAGGUUUUCUUUCAUUUUAAUGGAAUACCCACCCACACUCCAAACAUUUCGUGACAAGAAUUUUGGCCUCCUUGGCCUCCCAUAGGCUGUGUGCGUUUGUAUACUCAGGUUUUUCGUGAAUGGGUACAGUUUUACAAAAUAACAUGUAUUGUUGCUUCCGUGUGUGUUUUUUGUGGUUUGUUCAUGUUAAUGUCUUGCGGUUUCAUCUAGUCAUUUGUCAUUUAUUAAUAGAUUAUUGAUCUGAUUCGAAACUCUCGGUGAUGUUCGCUUCCCUGCAGUUUUUCAUAUUUUGGCUGUGGGAGAAUUUCCAUCGUAUUCUGAAAUAUCCAGAUUGUUUCACACAUUGUGUUUGCAACUGUAUAUGUGUGUUUAUUAUUAUUAUUAUUAUUGUUACUGUUGUUUUUUAUUAAGGGGGUCAGGGAUCAGGUGCGUCGUCAGGCAGAGGUUCAUUGUGUUGUUUAACAGGAACAGGAGGGAUUACAGGUUACAGUUAGAUGGUCACGUUGAGGCAAAUGUGAUUUCUUGUCAUAUCAAAUGUGAAUUCUCAUUUUCGACGUGUUUUCUUCUUAAAGGUGGUGACUCGUCUUUUCUUCGUGUUUUUUUCAUGUAUUUUCAUAUUUGCUGCAGUUUGUCGUUGAGACAAACGGAAAAUGUAGAAACUGGAAUUAUUUUUGUAAUCUGCAGCUGAAUUUCAGCAGUUUUCUCACCUCAAGCUUGUUUUUUUUAUUUGUAGUUUCCUUCGAGUUUUAUUCUGAAAUAAGAUUUCUGUGACUUGAAACGUGAUAAUUUCAGGACUCUGGUGAAAAAAGAUUGUCGGCACGACGGUUAAAUUCCCUAUUUAACAAGAAAAAUACGGUUAUUCUAUGACCUGAGCACAUUCAAACAUGUCACCUUUCAUUUUUUGUAAUAUAAAACGUCAUGACGCAUCAGGCAACGUUUUUCAAGAAUGUAUUCCUCUUCAUUUUGAAUGAAACUCAGAUAUUAACGUGCCUGAUUCCAUUCAUAUUGAUAUGUCUUUAGACAAGAGUAACAUAUACUGAAACCACGUUAAGAUAUCAUACACAAUACACUGUAGAUUAAAUAUGUUUUAAUCAUCCGAUACUUGAAAUAAAAAUAUAUCUACUCUGUAUUUAUUUCAUCGAGUUAUUAAAAUGAAUGAAAUUAUCAA
This is a messenger RNA of Scophthalmus maximus (turbot), 5841 nucleotides long. RefSeq names its product ST8 alpha-N-acetyl-neuraminide alpha-2,8-sialyltransferase 3 (gene st8sia3). Gene Ontology annotation, biological process: N-glycan processing; oligosaccharide metabolic process. Lineage: Eukaryota; Metazoa; Chordata; Actinopteri; Pleuronectiformes; Scophthalmidae. Gene Ontology annotation, molecular function: alpha-N-acetylneuraminate alpha-2,8-sialyltransferase activity. The transcript is spliced from 5 exons. The coding region runs from base 825 to 1979 and encodes 384 amino acids. The record is from RefSeq and is a predicted model, not a curated record.